AUGGGCAACGCGGCCGAGGUGGCGGCACACGAUGUGCCGACAACAGAGUCGGACAGUGUCACGAACGAGAAGGUCGGUGUGGUCAACAAGCCGUCCCACAUCGACGACGUCAACGUCGAGAGCGCCGGUUGGGAUGCGACGGCGACAAAGAUCCUCAUCAGAAAAGUCGAUCUCAGGCUCAUUCCCUUCUUGGCCCUCCUCUAUCUUCUCUCGUUCCUGGACCGCACAAACAUCGGCAAUGCUCGCCUCGACACACUGGAGAAGGAUCUCAAACUAGAGCCCGCGAGGCUCCAUUACAAUGACGCCCUCGCUGUCUUCUUUCCCUUCUACGUCGCCGCCGAGAUCCCCUCCAAUAUGGCCAUGAAGCGGUGGCGUCCGUCCAUUUGGAUUCCUAGCAUCAUGGUGGCGUGGGCGGUUUGCACCACUCUCAUGGGCAUUGUCCACAACUACGCUGGCUUGAUGGCAUGCCGCUCUGCGCUGGGUAUCGCCGAGGGUGGCUUGUUCCCCGGUAUCACCUACUACAUCACCAUGUGGUACCGGCGCCACGAGUGUGGUCUUCGCAUGGCCGUCUUCUUUUCAGCCGCGACAGCCGCUGGUGCCUUUGGCGGUCUGCUUGCCCGUGGUAUCAUGGAAAUGAGAGGCACAGCCGGGCUCGCCGGUUGGCAAUGGAUCUUCAUCCUCGAGGGUCUCUUGACCUUUGUCGUCGCCGUCAUCGCCUACUUUGUGAUGCAGGACUACCCGGCAACGGCCAAGUUCCUGACCGAGGCGGAACGCACCGAGAUCACGGCCCGCCUGAAGCGCGACCGGUCUUCGCUCGCCGACGAGUUCGACAUCAAGUACUUCUGGGCCGCCCUCAAGGACUGGAAGAUCUGGGUCCACAUGUUCAUCACCAUCGGCGUCUACACGGGCCUAUACUCGUACUCGCUUUUCCUGCCCACCAUCGUCAGGGAUCUUGGCACCGUCAGCACCCCCGAGCUGGCGCAGCUCAUGACGGUGCCCCCUUAUGUCGUGGCCUGCAUCUUCUGCGUCGGUGCCGGCUGGUACGCGGACAAGCUUGGCCAACGCGGCAUCUUUAUGAUUGGAUUCAUGGCUGUUGCCAUCAUCGGCCUUAUUAUGCUCAUGGCUAGCUCCUCGGCCGCCGUGCGCUACGUCGGCUGCUUCUUUCUCGCCACCGGCAUCUACCCCAACGUGCCGCAGGGUGUUGCGUGGAACGGCAACAACAUUGGCGGCUCGCUGAAGCGCGGUGUUGGAAUUGCCAUGCAUGUUGGAUUUGGCAACCUGGGCGGCACCAUCUCGGCCUACCUCUUCCUGGCCAAGGAUGGACCGAGGUACAUUCCCGGCUUCGCCGUGCUGCUCGCCUUCCAGUCCAUGGCCCUCGUGCUGUCUGUCAUCAUGAUGCUCUACUUGAAGAAGGAGAACGCCCGCCGUGACCGCGAGUACAAGCCGCCAAGCGAGUACACCGAGGAGGAGAGGGUUGCCGAGCGCGAGAGGGGCGACUACGCCACCUUCUUCCGCUACACUGUUUAG
Messenger RNA from Parathielavia appendiculata, 1527 nucleotides. Its product is annotated as MFS general substrate transporter. NCBI's taxonomy places the organism in Eukaryota, Fungi, Ascomycota, Sordariomycetes, Sordariales, Chaetomiaceae. Bases 1 to 1527 code for a protein of 508 amino acids. Gene Ontology annotation, biological process: transmembrane transport. Gene Ontology annotation, cellular component: membrane. Gene Ontology annotation, molecular function: transmembrane transporter activity. The transcript has 5 exons. The record is from RefSeq and is a predicted model, not a curated record.